AUGGUGUACCUGCAUUUUCCUUCUAAUCUCACUGAAGAAGAGUUGAUGUUACAUGCAAAGUACCAGAAAUUAAAGAAAAAGAAGAAAGCCCUUCAGGCGCUUAAAGCUCCUAAGCAGGAACCCGAGAAACCUGUAUUACCAAAACGUCCGACAGAAGCUAGAGACGCCAGAGAAAUAGCACGAAAACUUAUUAAAAGUGGUGCCAUUCCAGCCAUUAAAAGUCCACCACCGCAACCUCAAAAUGCUACCUUCAAACGCCCUCGAGCUGGGAGAGAACGAAAACUAAGUGGUUCAACAGGAGGAACUGGUGGUGUUGCAUCAUAUCAACCAUUUAGUGCUUCUCAAGAACCUCCACCACCUGAAGAAAAACCAACACCUCGAGUCAAAUACCUUUAUGACUCAUUUGUUACUGCUAGAGAGAAGGAUGACAAAGGAACUAGAACUCAAGGUGGAGGUGAUGCUCCUAAUACAGGAAAUAAAACAAAUUAUCUGCAGAUUACUGGUACUAAUAUCACUGAAGAAGUUCUGAGACGUCGCUUGGCAUCAUUUGAACCUUUUUCAUUUAUUCAAGAAACUGACGAUGAUAAAGUAUUUCUUUCAUUUGAUAAUGCAGACAUGGCAAACCAAGCCCAGAUUGCUCUUGAUGGAAAUGAGGAAGGCUGGCGAACUACAUUUGCAAGGAGACCACCUCCAUCAAAGGGAAACUGGAAUUCAACAUCUGCAUCUCGCAAUCAACCACCACCUAAAGAUUUUAAGAGAUCUCUUGUAACAUAUGAUGAUAUUUUUGAAUAA
Messenger RNA from Pieris macdunnoughi, 792 nucleotides. The record is from the annotation of a GenBank genome assembly. NCBI's taxonomy places the organism in Eukaryota, Metazoa, Arthropoda, Insecta, Lepidoptera, Pieridae.